Molecule: messenger RNA, 1266 nt
Organism: Schizosaccharomyces japonicus yFS275
Lineage: Eukaryota; Fungi; Ascomycota; Schizosaccharomycetes; Schizosaccharomycetales; Schizosaccharomycetaceae
Product: fungal protein
Exons: 2
Coding region: 208-1233 (341 amino acids)
Source: RefSeq, a predicted model, not a curated record
CUGAAAGAAAUUAAAUCACAUCCUUAUCAAAGAACGAAGCAACUAAAGUUCUACGAGUAUUAAUCUAUUCAUUCUAUUCAUUCUUGUGUCGAUUUGGCUCUAUUUUUUUGUAAACUGCUCUGUUAUCCACCAGGUCAUUCCUGGCCAAGAAACCUCCAAACAUCCACACUCUGUGGACGAAUUUAUAUAUUUUUGUCAAUUUUGACCAUGACAGUCUCUGAGGAUAAAGAAUCAAAUAACGUUGUUGAUAAGUUGAACGAUGUCGUUCACAGCAUCGUUCAAGCGCGGGAGAAAUUGCGCUCCGUAAGAUCUUUGGACCUCAAUGAAGCCAUGAGAGCAGAGGAUCCUUUAAAGUUUGCUUCAGAAGUCGCCCAGAUGAUACAUUCUUAUACCACACGCCUUGCUGUCGCUGCUCGUCCGCCGAUUACGGAAGACGCCUUGUAUAAAUACACUGAAGACAUGGCGAACAUCGUCGCUCCUCUUGUUGUGUGCGUUGAAGCUGUAUCCGAAUCUGUCUAUGGACACUAUAUGCACAACAAAGUUGCUCAAUAUGCCGAACGCAUUCUACUCGGUAUGGAAGCCUUCCUUCGUAGCGUCUCUCCUUGCGAGCUUGGUCAUAUAACGGAGGAAUGGAAAGUUCGUGGGCGACUUGUUUCAACCGGUAUGUUGUGGGAAUCAUGCGAACGAAUGACGGCCUUGGGACAGGGUUUGGUCACCGCUCUUCAAAGUGAGUGGAAAGAGAUGGAGAGUCUGUUAGAAGAUGCGUCUAGCGACUUACAAGACUGGAUUGAUGGUGAGGAUGAAGAUGACUGGGAUCUUUUGGAUAGUGAUAGCGAAAGUGAGAAUGAACAGGACAAGAAGGAUACUUCAGCUCCUGAAGAAUCCCCUCGCACAACGAAACAGCUCGAGCUUGGAAAACUCGUGCAGAACGCCAUUUCGUCUUGCAGAAUUUUGUUCAAGGCUACUGGAAAGCGGCGACUCGUUGAGUCAUCUGAACCAAAAUACCUGGAUUCACUGUAUGAGGCUGCUCAAGGCGUUUCGUCCACAGCCGAUUAUCUUGUCGCUCAAAUUCAAAUGGACAGUGAUGAUACUGACACCCAAAUGAUUGAUUUCGACAAGUCUGCUCGGAAGCUGGCACAAGUUGCUGCUGAAAAGGAAGAUACCUUCCAGAAAUGGUUUCUGGAUUGGAUCAAAAAUUGGGAAACAAAGGUUACUGAAAAGGUCAGUAAAUAAUGUAUUAAAUAGCAAACCAAACUGUGCAACAAA